Cordyceps militaris CM01 is the source of this 2436-nucleotide messenger RNA. RefSeq names its product aconitate hydratase. The coding region runs from base 1 to 2436 and encodes 811 amino acids. Gene Ontology annotation, molecular function: 4 iron, 4 sulfur cluster binding; aconitate hydratase activity. Gene Ontology annotation, cellular component: cytosol; mitochondrion. The record is from RefSeq and is a predicted model, not a curated record. The transcript has 2 exons. NCBI's taxonomy places the organism in Eukaryota, Fungi, Ascomycota, Sordariomycetes, Hypocreales, Cordycipitaceae. Gene Ontology annotation, biological process: tricarboxylic acid cycle.
AUGGCUCCAAUGGCAAUGGCCGGUCGCCUUGGAGGUGCCAUGACAACCCUUGUCCGCUCUGCUGCGUUAAGCUCCGGCUCCGGAGCCGCUGCCCUGCGUAGACUCAACCUCACGCGCGCCCUUUCCACGGCCACCUCGCUGCCACCCACCUACGAGCGCCUCUUCAACAAGUACACCGAGGUCCGUCGCGUCCUCGCCGGCCAGCGCCUCACCCUCGCCGAAAAGAUUCUCUACAGCCACCUGCACGACGUGGAAGACUCGCUGCUCACCAACACCGACAAUGGCCGCAGCGUCCGCGGCCGCGCCAACCUGCGUCUCAACCCGGAUCGCGUCAACAUGCAGGAUGCCUCGGCGCAGAUGGCCCUGCUACAGUUCAUGUCGUGCAACCUGGCACGGCCCGCGAUCCCGGCUAGUAUCCACUGCGACCACUUGAUCGUCGGGCACAAGGGCGCCGACGAUGAUCUGACGGCCGGCAUCGAGACCAACAAGGAGGUGUUUGACUUUUUGGAGUCGGCCGCGCGCAAGUACGGCAUGGACUUUUGGCCGCCCGGCGCGGGCAUCAUCCACCAGACGGUGCUGGAGAACUACGCCCUGCCAGGGCUCAUGAUGCUCGGCACCGACAGCCACAGCCCCAACGCCGGCGGCCUCACCACCAUUACCAUCGGCGUCGGCGGCGCGGACGCCGUCGAGGCGCUUGUUGGUGCGCCGUGGGAGCUCAAGGCGCCCAAGAUCUUGGGCGUGGAACUCACUGGCCAGCUCAGCAGCUGGGCCUCGCCCAAGGAUAUCAUCCUGCGUCUGGCCGGCGAGCUCACCGUUCGCGGCGGUACCGGUUACAUCAUUGAGUACUUUGGCGCCGGCGUCGAGUCGCUCAGCUGCACCGGGAUGGCCACAAUCACGAACAUGGGGGCAGAGGUCGGCGCGACGACGUCCAUCUUUCCGUAUACGCAGGCGUCGAAGCGCUACCUGGAGUCGACGCGCCGCUCGCAGGCCGUUGCCAACAUUGACGCGCUGCAAGCGUUUCCCGGCGCGGGCACGACCUCUGACGCACGCUUCCAGUUCCGCGCCGACGACGGCGCCGAGUACGACGAGCGCAUCACCAUCAACCUGUCCGAACUGGAGCCGCACAUCAACGGGCCCUUCACCCCCGACCUGUCCACGCCGCUGUCCAAGUUCAAGGACGUGGUCAAGGAGCAGCAGUGGCCCGAGGCGCUCUCGGCCGGCCUCAUCGGCAGCUGCACCAACUCGUCGUACGAGGACAUGACGCGCGUCGAGUCGCUCCUCAAAGAGGCCGCGGCCGCCGGGCUCAAGCCCGCUGCCGACUUCUACAUCACCCCCGGCAGCGAGCAGAUUCGCGCAACGCUCGAGCGCGACGGCACGCUGGCCGCGUUUGCGGGCGCCGGCGGCGUGGUCCUGUCCAACGCCUGCGGGCCGUGCAUCGGCCAGUGGCAGCGCCGGGACGGCGUGCAAAAAGGCACCCCGAAUGCCAUCCUGACGUCGUACAACCGCAACUUUCGCGGCCGCAACGACGGCAACCCGGCGACGAUGAACUUUCUCGCCUCGCCGGAAAUCGUCACCGCCAUGGCCUUUGCCGGCGCCACGACGUUCAACCCCGUCACCGACACGCUCAAGACGCCCGACGGCCGCGACUUUAAAUUCUCCCCGCCGCAGGGCAAAGAGGGCCCCGCGACGCCGUUUGACGCGGGCGUGGCCGCGCUCGGCGUGCUCUCCCAGCCCGCGGACCCGAGCGUGGCCGUGGCCGUGGCGCCCACCUCGGAGCGGCUGGCCCUGCUGGAGCCGUUUCCUGCCUUUCCGGCCUCUGACCUGUCUGGGCUGCGGGUGCUCGUCAAGGUCACGGGCAAGUGCACGACCGACACCAUCUCCGCCGCGGGUCCGUGGCUCAAGUACAAGGGCCACCUGCCCAACAUUUCCACCAACACGCUCAACACGGCCGUCAACGCGGAGACGGGCGAGGUCAACGGGGCGUACGACCUCGACGGCAGCCAGCACACCAUCCCCGCGCUCGCGGCGCGCUGGAAGGAGCGCGGCCAGGACUGGCUCGUCGUCGCCGAGCACAACUACGGCGAGGGCUCGGCGCGCGAGCACGCCGCGCUGCAGCCGCGCUACCUCGGCGCCCGCGUCGUCCUGACCAAGUCGUUUGCGCGCAUCCACGAGACCAACCUCAAGAAGCAGGGCGUCGUCCCGCUCACGUUUGCCGACGAGGCCGACUAUGACAAGAUCGCGGCGGGGGACGAGGUCGCCACGGUCGGGCUGUAUGACAUGCUGCGCAACGGCGGCCGCGGCGAGGUCUCGCUGAGGGUGACCAAGAAGGACGGCGGGGAGGAGUUGAUGAUUGCGACCAAGCAUGCGAUUAGCAAGGACCAGGCGGGCUUUGUCCUGGCUGGCAGUGCGCUGAACUUGCUGGCCAAGGGCGUCUAG